CGUCCUCGCCCCCUCCGCCGCCGCCCUUCCUCUGCGACCGCUCUUCCUGCUCCUACUCAUCCUCUUCACCGAGAGAGAGAGGGCCAGAGGGGAAUCAACAAUGGUGGACUGGCGUAGUGAUAGCGACGAUGAUGAUAAAUUUGAGUGGGAAAGUGAUGGUGAUGGUGAACCCUCAUCCACUCCGGCCUUGAGGAACUUGGAUGCAGCUGGCCCGUCAACACUAGUACGCCAGGAUUCUAAUGGGUGGGGCAAUGGGGAAGCACCACCUCCUUCUUUAAUCGAGGGAUAUGUGGGGAUGGGUUUCCCAAAGGAAAUGGUCGUCAAGGGCAUCAAAGAUAUAGGGCACAGUGAUGCAAAUGCAUUGCUCGAGCUACUUCUCACUUAUAAGACGCUAGGCGAUGACGCUGCAGUGGGUAAUUGCUCCACUUCUGGCUUCAUCCCCCAGAGUACUGAAGAUGAUGAUGAUGAUGAUCUUGAUUCUGAAUACUGGGAAGGAGACGAUGAUGCUGAUGGUAGAGAAGCUGGCUCUGAUGGGUCUAGUGAUGAGGGUUUUCUACGUGAAUUGUCAGAGAUGGACAAGAAGAUCAACUCCUUAGUAGACAUGGGCUAUCCUGAAGAUGAAGCAAAUUUGGCUAUUACAAGAUGUGGUGUGGAUGCCCCUCUCUAUGUAUUAGUUGAUUCGGUCUGUGCAUCACAAGCUGCAGGAGAAUAUGAGGUUACUGGUAGAUGCUUUGAUUCCUUUGGAGGGAGAAAGAAAGCAAGAUUGAUGGAAGACAGCAAGAAAAAGAGAAAGCGUUAUGGAGGUGGAUCACAAAGAAGUCGACCCCCAUUGGAUGAGGAAUCAAUGCCUCUCCCAAACCCAAUGGUUGGAUUCAACCUACCUGGUGACAUGCUACGGACAGUAAGCAGGAAACUUCCUAGACAAGCUAUUGGGCCACCAUACUUCUAUUUUGAAAACGUGGCCCUAGCUCCAAGAGGUUCAUGGGACGCAUUUUCAAGACACCUGUAUGACAUAGUGCCUGAGUUUCUAGAUUCUAAGUACAUGUGUGCAGCGGCUAGGAAAAGAGGCUACAUUCAUAAUUUGCCCAUUGAGACAAGGGUAAAUCUCCUCCCUCCUGCUCCGAAGACCAUAUUUGAGGCCUUCCCUCAUUAUAAGAAGUGGUGGCCUUCCUGGGACAAUAGAAAGCACCUCAACUGCUUGCAGACAUGUAUUGCGAGUUCAAAGCUGACCGAACGCAUCCAACGUGCUCUUGCAAGCGCAAGUAAUCCACCACCUCCAAGUGUUCAGAAGUAUGUCAUGAAGGAGUGCAGAAAAUGGAAUCUUGUUUGGGUAGGAAAGAACAAGGUUGCUGCUCUGGAUCCAGAUGAGUUUGAGUAUCUACUCGGUUUCCCAAGAGACCAUACUAGGGGAAUUGGCAAGACUGAGAGGUACAAAUCUCUCGGCAAUUCAUUCCAAGUGGAUUCCGUCGCUUGGCACUUGUCAGUGCUUAAGGCCAUGUAUCCCAAUGGUGUUAAUGUUUUGUCUUUAUUCACCGGUAUUGGAGGAGGGGAGGUAGCUCUGCACAGGCUUGGGAUCCACAUGCGUACAGUGAUUUCUGUUGAGAUAGGUGAAGUUAACAGGAGGGUUUUAAGGGGUUGGUGGGAUCAGACACAAACUGGCACGCUGAUUGAGAUUGCCGACGUGCAAUCACUCACCAAUGAGAGAGUUGAUUCAUAUGUUGAGAGAUUUGGUGGCUUUGACUUGGUGAUUGGGGGCAGCCCAUGUAAUAAUCUUGCUGGCAGCAACCGGCACCACCGUGAUGGCUUGGACGGCGAGCACUCAGCCUUAUUCUUUCACUACGUCAGGAUCUUGAGUGCUGUCAAGUCUGCUAUGAGGAGGAUGUAGCCUAAUCAUUUAGCACAUGUUUUAUCAUUUAAUGCUCAUCUUUAUGAACUGCAAUUUCCAAUAUGUUUAAACACUAAGUUGACGUGAAGGAUAUGGUAUUUGGGAGAAAGAUCACCGUAGUUCAUAUGAUUUAUUGUUGCUAACUAAGGUAGAGCCUGUGUAUCCUUAUUUGAAAAAAAAAGUUUAAUGCUGUUCUCUUCAACU
Molecule: messenger RNA, 2089 nt
Organism: Lolium rigidum
Lineage: Eukaryota; Viridiplantae; Streptophyta; Magnoliopsida; Poales; Poaceae
Product: DNA (cytosine-5)-methyltransferase DRM2-like
Exons: 8
Coding region: 101-1885 (594 amino acids)
Cellular component (GO): nucleus
Molecular function (GO): DNA (cytosine-5-)-methyltransferase activity
Source: RefSeq, a predicted model, not a curated record